Molecule: messenger RNA, 1866 nt
Organism: Echinostoma caproni
Lineage: Eukaryota; Metazoa; Platyhelminthes; Trematoda; Plagiorchiida; Echinostomatidae
Source: the annotation of a GenBank genome assembly
CCAAAUGGUCGAUUCGAAACCCAUAGAAAAAUUUGCUUGAGCAUUUCUGGUUAUCAUCCGGAAUCAUGGAGACCUUCAUGGUCGAUUCGUACAGCUCUUUUGGCAAUCAUUGGAUUCAUGCCUACACAUGGUGCCGGGGCUAUAGGUUCCCUUGAUUUGCCAAGCGAGGAACGGAAGCUCUUGGCACGAAAGUCCAGCGCCUUUGUUUGUGACACAUGUGGUGCAAUUCAAAAUCUGCUUAAACCCUUAACUGAUGCCUCACGUUCCAUUAGUCAAGAAGCUACGGAAACCGCCUCGCAAAUCGCGCUAACUGGUGAACGCGAGGUCAAAAACGACUCGCCUAUUGAGUCCAAUGUGAAUGUGGUCUCCCCAGCAGCGGAGACUAGCCCUUCACCAAGCCAAACACCUGUUGCAUCCACCUCCGCAAGACCACCGUCUGUCGAGGUGAACACUACUUCCGUCGGGUCACUUCCGUCAGCGACCCCGACAACGUCUGCUUGUGGUUGUAAUCCCAAUCAGAUCCCUCCUGUCCCACCUGCUAUGCCCAACUUUCAAAAUACUCCCAUGCCGCCUGCCCAAAUCGCGUAUUGGUUAUGUUAUCCUGUUUAUUACCCAUUCCCACCGCCCUCAGCUUGUGGACCUAGGCCCACAUGUGCUGCAACGGGAACCGAAAAUGAUAAUCAUGUGACCAUCCCUAUAUCAUCAACCUCGUCCACACAAUCUGCGACACGGUCCAGUGGUGAUCGAGUCCCUUUGAGCUUCACAGAUUGGUUGAAACAGGCGCGUGAAAAACGUGCCACGGAAGGGAUGUCCGAAGCGACUUCUGUCACGGCCGAUCUUCAUUCGACUGCCCUCACACGCACAGUCGUGACAAAUGCUACCACCAUUUUGGCUCAUCGUGCAUCUGCUUCGUUCACCGUGCACAAAGAUCUGACCACGGCCAGCACGGCUACGGAACUGAAUACACAUCCAAAUAUUCUGGAUGCACCGAAACCUACCACGGUCUUUCAUUCCCAUCCCACGUUAAAUCCUUUAUUGACAUCCACAUCUCCGGAAACGGUCACCAGUGAGGAGAAACUACGAACGGUGAUCGAGCGACCUCCUUCGGGUACAGCUGCCGGUGAGCGACCGGAAAGCACUGGCACACCAGAUGCUCUUAGUGACCUUCAAGAUGACACAGUACCAGAAGCGUGUCAGAAAAUUCCGUUAGAGAAAGAAAGCCGUUUGUCAGACGAAGUUGAAACUAAGAAUGCUGUUGAUCCACCCGAUCAUGAACAAGUGUCUACGGUUCCCGAUCCACCUCAAACGGGUAAACAAGAUCCAAUUAAUAUAACCACUGAUCUCAAAGUUACGGACUCUGAUGACAAGCUGCUCAGUUCAUUGGCUCCUAAACAUGACUCUAAGGUUGUUUUCAAGGACCCAACAGAUUGCUCGAAGCCAGAGAGUCACUUUGGAACUAUUGCAAAAGAACGUAUGUCGUCAGUUCCGAGGGAAAAAGAAACCCUCGCCGAUCUUCCUCCUACUCCGACAUCCACAAUGGCCCCGACAACUUUUGCCAGCUCUUCUUUCCAGAGUGUCCAUGAAGAGGAAGAUGAAGAAGCCUCAUGUGUCGUUCGUCAGCGAACUGUUUCGCCAUUGCGGACCGAUGAUCCUUCCAUAUCAAGAUCCACCGAACUGAACGCGCACACGGUUACUACAUUGGCCAGUGGUAUCGUUUCGAAUAGCACCACCGAAGCCUCCACUCAGAGUCUGCAGUAUCGAGCUGUGAGUGUGUGUGCGGCCGGAGUAGCAGUCGCCUUGUUUUUGGUCGUGAUGCGUCGAUUANUGCUUCAGGAAUAUGAUGGAAAAACGCAUGCACACUUGUGA